Pyrus x bretschneideri (Chinese white pear) is the source of this 6074-nucleotide messenger RNA. Its product is annotated as guanine nucleotide exchange factor SPIKE 1-like. Bases 341 to 5842 code for a protein of 1833 amino acids. The record is from RefSeq and is a predicted model, not a curated record. The transcript is spliced from 30 exons. Gene Ontology annotation, molecular function: guanyl-nucleotide exchange factor activity. Gene Ontology annotation, biological process: positive regulation of GTPase activity; small GTPase-mediated signal transduction. NCBI's taxonomy places the organism in Eukaryota, Viridiplantae, Streptophyta, Magnoliopsida, Rosales, Rosaceae.
AAAACAGCCAAGACCUGCUUGGCAUUUCUCUCCAGCUGAACUCCUCUUGACUUGAGCUAUUUCUCGCUCCAAGCUCUCUCUCUCUCUCUCUCUAUCUCCAUCCUUUCUUUCAAAACUCACAUAUCAUUUCUGUAAAUUUGUCUGUUUUUAGCUUUUGGUUGCUGUUACGAUCUACCAAAUACACCACUACAUUUUCCUGUUUUCUCGCCUACUGCUGUCUGCGAACGCCAUUAAAAUACACAAAGAAAGAGGAAAAAAGAAGACAAAUUUCGCAAAUUCGAGAGAAGCCCAGUAUUUUCUUCGCCCUCUUGUUCCUGAACCCCGACCCAAUAGAUCCGCCAUGCUCAGCCUGCGGCCUCGCCGCGAUUCCACUCCGUAUACUACCAAAUGGCAGAACAAGUUUGAGGAGAAUUUGGAGCAGUGGCCACAUCUGAAGGAGUUGGUGCAGUGCUAUACAACUGACUGGGUGAAGGAUGACAACAAGUAUGGUCACUAUGAGAGUGUUGGACCGCCCUCAUUCCAGAACCAGAUUUAUGAGGGUCCUGACACUGACAUUGAAACCGAGAUGCAUCUUGCAAGUGCAAGGCGAACCAAGGUGGAAGAUACUACUGAUGAUGAUGUCCCCAGUACCUCGGGAAGACAAUUCACAGAGGCUACUGUAUCCGAUUCAGUACAGUCCAAUGAUCCAAAGCAUUUUGGUCAAUCUCCCCUUCCUGCCUAUGAACCAGCAUUUGAUUGGGAAAACGAAAGGUCAAUGAUAUUCGGACAAAGGAUUCCAGAAACUCCAAUAUCUCAUGGAUUGAAGAUCUCAGUGAAGGUUCUUUCCCUAUCAUUUCAAGCGGGAUUAGCUGAGCCAUUUUAUGGUACAAUGUGCUUAUACAAUAGGGAGAGAAGAGAAAAAUUGUCAGAGGACUUUUAUUUUCGUCAUGCACCAACUGAAGGGCAGGAUAUUUCUUUUGAACCUCGCGGAAUCUUCUAUUUAGAUGCUCCAUCAUCAUCAGUUUGUCUGCUAAUCCAGUUAGAGAAGCAUGCCACAGAAGAAGGCGGGGUUACACCUUCAGUUUAUUCGCGCAAAGAACCAGUACACUUGACUGAGAAAGAAAAGCAAAAACUGCAGGUGUGGUCUCAAAUAAUGCCUUACAGAGAGUCCUUCGCUUGGGCAUUUGUUUCAUUAUUUGAUAACAGCAAUGGUGCAGCUUCUGGUGGGUCUGCUUCCCCAAGCAGUCCUCUUGCUCCUAGUAUAUCUGGUACAAGUUCUCAUGAUGGUGUGUUUGAGCCUAGUGCAAAGGUCACAUUAGAUGGGAAGCUAGGUUAUUCAAGUCGAAGCUCUGUUGUUGUCGAAAUAUCAAACUUAAAUAAAGUUAAAGAAUGCUAUACUGAAGACUCACUUCAGGAUCCCAAACGCAAGAUUCAUAAACCUGUGAAAAGUGUUUUGAGACUGGAAAUUGAGAAGCACCAGAAUGACACUGUUGACUUGGAAAAUGUAUCAGAAAGUGGUAGUGUUACCAAUGAUUCUAUUGAUGACCGCAUUACCGAUUCCACAUUUGGGAAGCUUCCAAGUAAUGGUUUGGAUGGUCCUCAGGGUAGCAGCUCUAAGUGGAAUUCUUCCGACACCAAAGAAAUAUCUGGAAAUGGACCAAAUGCUCAUGGAAAUUCAAUUCCUAGUACUGAUGAUUUUCAAGCUUUUGACUUCCGUACGACAACAAGAAAUGAGCCUUUCUUGCAGCUUUUUCAUUGCCUAUAUGUAUAUCCCAUGACUGUUAGUUUGAGUCGGAAGAGGAAUUUGUUCAUAAGGGUUGAACUGCGGGAGGAUGAUAAUGAUAUUCGUAGACAGCCUUUGGAGGCAAUGUAUCCAAGGGAACCUGGUGCAUCACUACAUAAGUGGGCUCAAACACAAGUGACUGUUGGGGCUAGGAUGCCCUGCUACCAUGAUGAGAUCAAACUCUCCCUCCCUGCUACCUGGACACCAACACAUCAUCUUUUAUUUACUUUCUUUCAUGUAGAUCUUCAAACAAAAUUGGAAGCUCCAAAGCCUGUAGUAAUUGGAUACGCGGCACUUCCAUUAUCCACGCAUGCUCAGUUGCGCUCUGAAAUUUCUUUGCCAAUUAUGAGAGAGCUGGUUCCACAUUAUCUCCAGGAUAUGGGCAGAGAGAGGUUGGAUUAUUUGGAAGAUGGAAAGAAUAUCUUUCGAUUGCGCUUAAGACUAUGUUCGUCGCUGUAUCCUAUCAAUGAGCGCAUAAGAGAUUUUUUUCUUGAAUACGAUAGGCACACUCUUCGAACAAGUGCACCUUGGGGUUCUGAACUUCUGGAGGCUAUUAACAGUUUGAAGAAUGUUGAUUCCAUUGCUUUGCUUCAGUUUCUACAUCCAAUUUUGAAUAUGCUUCUCCAUCUAAUAGGAAAUGGUGGAGAAACCCUCCAGGUUGCAGCUUUCAGAGCCAUGGUUAACAUCGUCACCCGGGUGCAGCAAGAGUCGGUUGAUGAUGCUGAGAGAAAUCAUUUCCUAGUUAAUUACGUUGAUUACGCUUUUGAUGACUUUGGGGGUCGUCAACCACCAGUUUAUCCUGGUUUGUCAACUGUUUGGGGGAGUUUGGCUCGUAGUAAGGCUAAAGGAUAUCGUGUUGGACCUGUGUAUGAUGAUGUUUUGGCAAUGGCCUGGUUUUUCCUUGAGCUAAUUGUCAAGUCAAUGGGAUUGGAGAAGAUGCGUCUUUUCUAUCAUAAUCUUCCUUUAGGUGAAGAUAUUCCGCCUAUGCAAUUGAAAGAAGGUGUAUUCAGAUGUAUAAUGCAGUUGUAUGAUUGCCUACUAACUGAAGUGCAUGAACGUUGUAAGAAGGGAUUAAGCUUAGCAAAGCGUUUAAACAGCAGUUUAGCUUUCUUUUGUUAUGACCUCUUCUCCAUCGUUGAACCUCGCCAAGUUUUUGAAUUGGUGUCCUUGUACCUGGACAAGUUUUCUGGGGUUUGCCAACUGGUUCUGCAUGAUUGCAAGCUCACAUUUCUACAAAUUAUAUGCGAUCACGACCUUUUUGUGGAAAUGCCUGGGAGAGACCCUUCUGAUAGGAAUUACCUUUCGUCUGUUUUAAUACAAGAGCUAUUUCUUACAUGGGAUCAUGACGAUUUGUCUCUGCGGGCAAAGGCAGCAAGAAUUUUGGUAGUCCUUUUGUGCAAGCAUGAGUUUGAUGCACGAUACCAAAAGCCUGAAGAUAAACUAUAUAUAGCCCAGCUCUAUUUUCCACUUAUUGGACAGAUUCUUGAUGAAAUGCCUGUAUUUUACAACCUCAAUUCUGUUGAAAAGCGUGAAGUUUUGGUUGCAAUUUUGCAAAUUGUACGGAACCUUGAUGAUUCAUCACUUGUCAAGGCGUGGCAGCAGAGCAUUGCUAGAACUAGAUUGUUUUUCAAACUCAUGGAGGAAUGCCUUGUUCUAUUUGAGCACAGAAAACCUGCUGAUGGCAUGCUUAUUGGAUCUAGUUCUCGCAGUCCUGUUGUUGGUGAUGCCCCUGCUUCCCCCAAGUAUUCUGAUAGACUAUCCCCUGCGAUCAACAACUAUCUGUCUGAAGCAUCUAGACAAGAAGUCAGGCCUCAGGGUACUCCUGAAAACAGUUAUUCGUGGCAGAGAGUAAAUUCUCAGUUAAGCUCCCCUAGCCAGCCGUAUUCCUUGAGAGAAGCACUGGCUCAGGCACAAUCUUCCAGAAUUGGAGCUUCUGCUCAAGCAUUAAGAGAAUCUUUGCAUCCAAUAUUGAGACAAAAAUUAGAGCUCUGGGAAGAAAACUUGAGUGCUUCUGUCAGUCUUCAGGUUUUGGAAAUAACUGAGAAGUUCUCCAUAAUGGCAGCAUCCCACAGCAUCGCCACUGACUACGGAAAAUUUGAUUGUGUCACAGCCAUAUUCAUGAGCUUCUUCUCUCGAAAUCAACCAUUGUCUUUCUGGAGAUCAUUGCUUCCUGUCUUCAACGGUGUCUUCAAUCUUCAUGGUGUAACUUUGAUGGCUAGGGAAAAUGACCGCUUCUUGAAGCAAGUAACUUUUCAUCUUCUUCGACUUGCGGUGUUCCGAAAUGAUAAUAUCAGAAAAAGGGCUGUUAUUGGGCUCCAAAUGCUUAUGAGGAGUUCUUUCUACUACUUUAUGCAAACAGCAAGGUUGAGGGUCAUGCUGAUCAUCACAUUGUCAGAGUUGAUGUCUGAUGUACAAGUGACUCAGAUGAAGGCUGAUGGAACACUAGAAGAGAGCGGUGAAGCACGGCGUCUUCGAAAGUCACUUGAGGAAGUGGCAGAUGAAGCUAAGAGCCCCAGUCUAUUGAGAGAGUGUGGAAUUCCUGACGGUGCUCUGUUAGAAAUUCCAGAAAAAAUGACAGAAAAUAGAUGGUCCUGGUCAGAAGUGAAAUUUCUCGCUGACAGUCUUCUUCUUGCUCUUGAUGCCAGCUUGGAACAUGCACUCCUGGGCUCUUUGAUGACUAUGGAUAGAUAUGCAGCUGCCGAAAGCUUCUAUAGACUUGCUAUGGCAUUUGCCCCUGUCCCAGAUCUUCACAUAAUGUGGUUACUGCAUCUAUGUGAUGCACAUCAGGAAAUGCAGUCUUGGGCUGAAGCUGCUCAGUGUGCCGUUGCUGUGGCUGGUAUUGUAAUGCAGGCCCUUGUUGCGAGAAAUGAUGGUGUUUGGAGCAAAGACCACAUAACUGCUCUACGUAAAAUUUGUCCAAUGGUCAGCAAUGAGAUCAGUUCUGAGACAUCUGCAGCUGAGGUAGAGGGAUAUGGUGCAUCAAAACUUACCGUUGACUCUGCCGUGAAGUACCUUCAACUUGCAAAUAAGCUGUUUUCUCAAGCUGAACUCUUUCAUUUCUGUGCAAGCAUACUGGAACUUGUUAUUCCAGUUUAUAAAAGCAGGAGGGCGUAUGGACAGCUGAGUAAAUGUCACACGAUGCUUACCAAUGUCUAUGAGUCAAUCCUUGAGCAGGAAUCAAGCCCAAUUCCAUUCACUGAUGCGACAUACUAUAGGGUGGGGUUUUACGGUGAUAGAUUCGGAAAGUUGGAUAGAAAGGAAUAUGUAUAUAGGGAGCCCCGCGAUGUAAGGCUAGGUGAUAUAAUGGAGAAACUUAGUCACAUAUACGAAUCUAGGAUGGAUGGCAAUCACACCUUACACAUUAUUCCAGAUUCUAGGCAGGUCAAGGCGGAUGAAUUGCAGCCUGGAGUCUGCUACCUGCAAAUAACUGCUGUUGAUCCGGUCAUGGAAGAUGAAGAUUUGGGAAGCAGAAGGGAGAGAAUCUUUUCUCUUUCCACUGGAAGUGUUCGUGCGCGAGUCUUUGAUCGUUUCUUGUUUGAUACACCAUUUACAAAAAACGGAAAGACUCAAGGUGGAUUGGAAGACCAGUGGAAGCGACGGACCGUUCUUCAGACUGAAGGUUCAUUCCCAGCUCUUGUGAACAGGCUUUUAGUUACCAAAUCCGAAUCGCUUGAGUUCUCGCCAGUAGAAAAUGCCAUUGGAAUGAUUGAAACUCGGACAGCUGCUUUACGAAAUGAACUUGAAGAGCCUCGCAGUUCUGAAGGGGAUCAACUUCCACGUCUCCAGAGCCUCCAGAGAAUUCUUCAAGGCAGUGUUGCCGUUCAGGUCAACAGUGGGGUACUGAGUGUGUGCACUGCAUUCCUGUCGGGCGAGCCUGCAACAAGGUUGCGGUCCCAGGAACUGCAGCAACUCAUUGCUGCACUCCUUGAAUUCAUGGCCGUAUGCAAGCGUGCCAUCCGUGUGCACUUCAGAUUGAUCGGCGAUGAAGAUCAGGACUUCCACACUCAGCUUGUGAAUGGAUUUCAAUCUCUGACGGCCGAGUUGUCCCAUUACAUCCCUGCCAUUCUGUCAGAGCUGUGACAUUCUUGUGUAAUUACUGUUGUAUUAUUGUUUCGUUUCGUUUUUUUAUUGUUUUUCGCCUCAGGCUGUAGCUGCAAUGCGUCGAUGUCUUUCCGGCCCCCAUGUGGGGUUGCACAUAUUCUAUGGCUGUUCAUAUUUUCGUGACCUUAUGUAUUAGCAGCUUGGAGACCUCUCUAAGAUUUCAAGGUUUCCAAGAUUACAUUAAUCCAUGCUAUCGUUGUUUGAUACUUAA